GGAUUUCAUUACGGAAAAAGCCCACUCCGAUGACGGCAGUAUUGCCAUUCACUCUGCAGAAGAUGUUGAUCAUGAAUCCAACGAAGACUAUCCUAUGGGCCGUUGGCGUGCAUGGAGCACCGUUCUGGGUGCUUGGCUCAUAGUCUCUUGCUCUAUCGGCAUGACCUCUGCCUUCGGCGUUUUCCAAGACUUCUACACGACUACUUGGCUGGACAACCAUUCGGCCUCAGCCAUCAGUUGGGUUGGAGGAGUCCAGAUAUUCCUCGAACUUAUCCUCGGGCCCAUAGGUGGGAAGCUGUUUGACAUGGGUUACAUCCGUACAGCAAACAUUGCCGGAUGCACUUUGUUCACCUUUAGCUUCUUUAUGCUUUCCCUGGCACAGCCCCAUCAAUACUACCAAGUGUUCUUGGCGCAAGGCAUAGGCAUGGGAGCUGGCAUUGGCUUGCUCUACAUUCCCGCAUCUACCGUAGUCUUCCACCAUUUCAAGUCAAAGCGUGCAUUCGCAACAGGUCUUGUGGACUCCGGUGCAUCUGUCGGAGGCAUAUUCCUGUCCAUCCUGCUCAAUCACCUGAUCCACGGCUCCGUUGGUUUCGUGUGGGGAACACGCAUCGCGGCUUUCAUUACACUCUUCUGCUUCAUCCUCGGCAAUCUCCUCAUUUACGUUCCGCCGAUCAAGAAGACCGUCGAUGGAACCAAAACAACCUUCACGGACGCGCCGUACAUCCUAACCGUCGCCUGGGGCUUCGCGGCGUCGCUGGGGAUGUACUUCCCGGCCUUUUACGUCCAGCUGUUCGCACGCAUGCACGGGAUAAGCAGUGGUCUUGCGUUCUACUCCCUUGCUAUCAUGAAUGCUGCGAGCGUCUUUGGUCGCGUCGUCCCAAGUUGGUUGGCGGAUAGGUGGGGACUACUUGAGGUGUUUGUGCCAUGCACAACAUUGGGCGGCCUUGUGGGAUUUGCCAUGCUGGGCAGCACAACGCCGGCCGGUCUCGUUCUCUUCGUUGUCUUUUACGGUUUCUUCUUUGGUGCCAGCGUAGCGUUGUAUCUUCCGAUCAUAGACUCUCUAACACCUGCGGGCGCAAACAAGGGAAAACGAAUGGGAUUCGCGAUAGUCCCUGUGGGUGUUGCGUGCCUCGUCGGUCCCCCGAUAUCUGGGGCUAUCCUGGGCAGCAGCUACGCGUGGUGGAAGGGCGUGGUUUUCGCUUCCGUGACCGACACCGUACCAUGCGUGUUCCUGGCCGCGGCCCUGUAUAUCCUUCGGCGUAAUGCUAAAGCGAAGGCUAGGGUGCAAUCUCCAACUGGGGCUUGAAGCUUUAAAAAAAGUAAUGAUCGUAAUGUAGCACAACGCGACGACCCUUCCAUGACCUGCAUCUUAUACUCCUAUACCUGCAUAUUUAUGUAACGUCUAAUGUAUCAUGUCCAUAUUGUCUGCUUAGAAUGUGGAGAUUCAUGUGCUCG
Heterobasidion irregulare TC 32-1 is the source of this 1455-nucleotide messenger RNA. RefSeq names its product MFS monocarboxylate transporter. The coding region runs from base 95 to 1306 and encodes 403 amino acids. Lineage: Eukaryota; Fungi; Basidiomycota; Agaricomycetes; Russulales; Bondarzewiaceae. Gene Ontology annotation, biological process: transmembrane transport. Gene Ontology annotation, molecular function: transmembrane transporter activity. Gene Ontology annotation, cellular component: fungal-type vacuole membrane. The transcript is spliced from 13 exons. The record is from RefSeq and is a predicted model, not a curated record.